AUGGCGCGGACUUACCUAUUCUCGGCGUUGGCCAUUGCUGCGUGCACUUGCGAGCAAGCUACAGCACAGAACAACCAGCAGACACAGCUGGCAUACACGGUGCCGGCAGGCUUCCCAACUUCACUCUUUCCGGCCUACUACAUUCCCCCAUCACCCACUCAGCAGCCACAGCCUAUUAUCCACGAUGAGGUGCUAAACUACACCUUUCCUCUGGAGCUGACCAACCCAGAGACAAUCCCGCAGGAGGGCGAGGAUCCAGUUUACUUUCCUGAGCCCAUCGGCACGUUCAGCAAUGGUACGGCCAUCAUCGCCGAAGCUCAAGGUCAACUCGAGAACAUCCUUGGUGGGGAUGGAUCCAAUUGCACCAAGUGCGUUUCUGCAUUAGAAGUCGGGCAGUAUGUCGCGCAGAGGGUACCGAAGAUGGUGCCACAGUUGCUCAUUUCGCUAUGCCAACAGACAAAGUUCAUGUCGAAUGACUCUUGCGAGGUCGAGUAUACUGCUGAAGAUUUCGGAGCUGUUUGGACUCAGGUGUUGGCUCUGGCAGACAUGAAGGAGGAUGGACAAGCCAUCUGCAAUCGUCUCAGCUCCACCUUCUGUCCGCGGCCUCAUACCAUUCCCUCUGACACCACGUCUUUCUUCGGACCAAAGCCCGACAACGUCACUGUGCCCAAACCAAGUGGCGAGCUCGUCAAGGUCUGGCAUGGCUCAGACUUUCAUCUGGAUCCACGGUACCUGAUUGGUAGCGAGGCUAACUGCACCGGUGGAGGCGGCCUCUGCUGUCGUCCCCAAGGCAACCCGAAGUCUGGCAACGUCACCCUCCCCGCCACCCUAUAUGGCGAGUACAAGUGCGACUCGCCCUACUACUUGGUCGCGGCCGCCCUGCAGUCGAUCGGCCCCUUGACAGGAACGAGCUACGACAACAAGUCCACCGACGAGCAAUUCGCCUGGUCAAUCUUCACGGGAGACCUGACCUCGCACGAAGACCAGAACGAACUCUCUCGGAACUACACUCUCUACGCCGAGACCGCUGUCUAUGGUAUGCUCAAACACUACAUCCCGUCUGGCCCCAUCUUCGUCGCCCUCGGUAACCACGACACCAAUCCGGAGGCCAUUGACAGCCCGCACUCCCUCCCGGGCGCCCUCGGCCAACAGCAGUCGUGGAAUUUCGAGCACGUUGCCGGUCUCUGGAAACACAACGAUUGGAUCUCCGACUCGGCCGCGCGCCAGGCUCGCAUGCACUACGGAGCUUAUAGUAUCAACCAUCCAACUUACCCGAAACUCCGAAUUAUCACCAUAAACACAGAUUUCUGGUACCGCAACAACUACCUCAACUUCAUCAACACGACCAACCCAGACCCGUCAGGCAUCCAGCUCUUCCUCAGUAAGGAGCUCCUCGCCGCCGAAGCGGCCUCGGAGCGCGUCUGGAUCAUCGGCCACGUGCUCACAGGCUGGGACGGCACGAACCCACUCCCCAACCCCACCGACCUCUUCUACCAGAUCAUCGACCGCUUUAGCCCGCACGUCAUCGCGGGCGUCUUCUUCGGCCACACGCACGAAGACGAGCUGAUGAUCUACUACGCCAACAACGCCACCACCCAGUCCGCCGCAACCGCACAGACCGUCGGCUGGAUCGGCCCCAGCCUCACCCCACUCACCAACGUCAACCCCUCCUUCCGCAUGUACCUCGUCGACACGGGCGACUUCCAGAUCUACGACGCCUUCACAUACUACAGCGCCGUGAGCGCCAACCGGGUCCUCCCCGACCCCUCGAGUUCCGACACCGGCCCAGUCUUCGAGCUCGAGUACAGCACGCGCGACACGUACGGGCCCAGCGUCUCCUGGCCGGAUGCCGCGCCGCUGAACGCCACGUUCUGGCACCUAGUCAGCGAGCAGGUCGCGCGCAACACGAGUCUGGCGAGCGUGCAGAAUAUGCUGCAGGGCCGAAUGAGCGUCAAGACGCCGAAUUGCACGAGCACCGCGUGCGCGGAGGCGAGGGCGUGUUAUAUGCGCAGCGGGAGUGUGGCGUUGGGCAGGGCGUGUCCACAAGGGUAUGGGAGCGUGCAGAGCGCUUUCUCACCGAAGGCGUGA
Molecule: messenger RNA, 2088 nt
Organism: Cyphellophora europaea CBS 101466
Lineage: Eukaryota; Fungi; Ascomycota; Eurotiomycetes; Chaetothyriales; Cyphellophoraceae
Exons: 2
Coding region: 1-2088 (695 amino acids)
Molecular function (GO): hydrolase activity
Source: RefSeq, a predicted model, not a curated record